Molecule: messenger RNA, 1722 nt
Organism: Besnoitia besnoiti
Lineage: Eukaryota; Apicomplexa; Conoidasida; Eucoccidiorida; Sarcocystidae
Product: PHD-finger domain-containing protein
Exons: 7
Coding region: 1-1722 (573 amino acids)
Biological process (GO): negative regulation of DNA-templated transcription
Molecular function (GO): transcription corepressor activity
Source: RefSeq, a predicted model, not a curated record
AUGUCACUGCAUCGGAGCUGCAUAUACACCGGCCUGUCGGUCUGUACAUGCCCAGAAGGCCAGAAUGUUCGUUUCUCUUGCGGCAGUAUUUCGUCUUCCUUCUCCCCAGGUCCACCAGAGAGCGUUCACACACACUGUCCUGCUUUGUCUUCCAGUCUCCCUUCCUCGUCGGCAACGGCUCUCUUUGGAAGACACGACCGGCGGGAAGGCUGCGGCGGAGACCGCGCGACCGGUCCGGAUCCGGUGGUUCUGAGUCCAGAACUGUCGGAGAAUGCAUCUUCGCUUUCCGCGGCCUCCUUGCCUUUCCUCUCUUCGUCCCUUUCUUCCUCGCUCUCUUCCUCGGUUUCCUCUUCUUUGUCUUCGUCGCUCGCGUCCUCUCCGUGUCUCUCUUCGUCCCUCUUUUCCUCUUCGCUCUCUUGUUCCCUGCCGCGGCUGGAACCCGCAGACGUGACAGCCGAAGCGGAGCGGCUGCGGGAGAAUUGCGAGGCGCACGGGGUACCGCUUGCCGCAGAGCCCGAAGAGGAGCUUGAUCUCGCAGCCGUAGGCAAGAUCGUGACUGCUCAAAGAAAGCAAGUGCUGCAGGCCAUACAAAGACGCGCUGCCCAGAUCGAGUACUGCACCUACUGCGAAAGAAGCAUUCUCGAGUCAGGGGACACUCGUUUCUGUCGCCACUGUCGCCCGCUCCGGCAGAACGCAGAGGGGUGCGGGACCGUCGGAGAGCCCUCGUUGCCCCGGACUGCAUCUCCCUCGGUGAAGGCUGCCUCGUCGUCUCUUGUGUUCUCGUCGCCCUCUUCGGCAGAGGGUGGAUGCCUUCUGUCCGACGGCCACAACCCGAACUACGUCUCGUUUAUUUCAACUGCGGCGCAGUCGUUUUCUUCGCGAUGCGACGCCGCUUCGCUCGCGCGCGCGACCGAGCGCCGCGACCCCGGAGCGUCGGCGGACGAGCUGAAGCGCCGCGCGGAGGCCUUUCUCGCUCUCUGUGGCGCAGAGCCUGUGGCGGCUGGAAGCGAGGAGGCAGACGCGCCCGACGCGCGCUUCGAGCUCUGGUGCCAUCAGAAGGCGUGCCGAAGAGAGGCCGGCGACGUGAAGGACAUGCUCAUCUGCUUUCGCUGCCGGCAGUCGCACCACGCGAGCUGCUGCGACCCCCCGCUGAACUUCGAAUUGGUCACGAGAUAUGCCUGGCACUGCGCAGACUGCAAGAGGUGCGAGCGCUGUCAACUGAACACGAAUGAGGAGAAGAUGCUCAUCUGCGACGCGUGCGACAGGGCGUUUCACAUGGACUGCAUUGACCCGCCGGUGCUAGAGGUGCCUGACGGGGACUGGUUCUGCCCGGACUGCGGCCACUGCGCGUGCUGCGACCGGCGCCUGUCAGACGAAGAAGCGCUCGAUGCCGGCUGUUUCUUCGGCAACGCGCAUCGCGUGUGCCUCGACUGCAAAGAGAGACAUCUGCGUGUGAAGCGGAACCGCGCGACUCGGCUGGGCUCCAUGGCGCUCGACGCGACGUUUUUGCAGGCGACUAAAAAACAGGGAGGCGGCAAGCUCUGCGAAGUCUGCGUCAAGCCUCUGGCGUCCUGCGAUGCGAAAGGGGCCAAGCCGCGAGUCGCCUGCGACGUCUGCAAACAAGUUGUUCACGAAGGCUGUGCGGAGACCAACGGCGAGGCGGCGUCGCACAAACAGAUUUGGUGCAGAGCUUGCUUGCAGCUGCGCCGGGACUUCCAGUGA